AUGUAUCUCACUGUGUGUGUGUGUGUCUCAGUCCUGAAGCGAGGGAAGGAAUAGAAAGCAAUAAACAUGAUUGAUUCACUGCAGCUGAGCAAAGCAGUCUAGCCUCUCCCUCUCUCUACCCCCCACUCCCUCUCUCCUCCCUCAGUAUAGUGUGUGUGUGUGUGUGUGUGAGAGCCAGCAGCCUCUCCGUGUCACUCCAGGUCUCUGCUGUUGCAUUGCUCUGCACAGGACUGCUGCACACCCAGCUCUGAGAUCCCGCCUGCCGUCCGACUCCUGGACCCACUCCCUGUCUGCCUCUCUCUCGCUCUCUCUCUCUCUCCGUUUCUCGAUCUCGGUGAGUUCUUGAGCUGGCCGGUGGACGGCACAGCGCCCCUGUGCCCCUAUCCUGGGUAGCUGGUUCUGAGCGUGGCGGGGAAGGGGCAGUCCCGCAGCGUCAUGCGGAAGAAGACCCUGCUGGCUAUCUUCACAGGGGUGCUGCUGUACCUGGUGGGGGGGGCGCUGGUGUUCCAGGCGCUGGAGAGGCCUCGGGAGAGCCAGCAGCACGGAGACAUCGCCCACAAGAAGACGCUGUUCCUUGGGGAGCACGACUGUGUCAGCCCCCAGAGACUAAACCAGCUCUUACAGGAUGUGGUGGAGGCGGUGGGCUCGGGCGUCGACCCCGUCAGCAACUCCACCAACUUCACGAGCCGCUGGGACCUGCCGACCGCGUUCUUCUUCUCCGGAACCAUCAUCACCACCAUCGGGUUUGGGAACAUCUCUCCGAAGACGGAGGGCGGUCAGAUCUUCUGUAUUUUCUAUGCUCUGAUGGGGAUCCCAAUGUUCGGGUUUCUGCUGGCCGGAGUGGGAGACCAGCUGGGAACGGGGCUCCGGAAGGGGAUAGGAAAAAUCGAGGAUGUGUUCCUGAAGUGGAAAGUCAGCCCCACUAUAAUCCGAGUGAUCUCGGCCGUGCUCUUCAUCCUGAUUGGCUGCCUGCUGUUUGUCGCCGUGCCGACGCUCGUCUUCCAGGAAGUGGAGGGCUGGAGCCUGCUGGAGGCCACGUACUUUGUCAUCAUCACCCUGACAACUGUGGGCUUUGGAGAUUAUGUGGCAGGCGAUGCUGUCGAGGGGGGGCACUGGUACAAGCCGCUGGUGUGGUUCUGGAUCUUGCUGGGAAUGGCGUACUUCGCUUCCAUUCUGACCAUGAUCGGGAACUGGCUGAGAGUGCUGUCCAAGAAAACACGAGCAGAGAUGGAGGGUCUCACUGCUCACGCUGCUAACUGGACUCAGAACGUGUCGGUGGAUUUCCGGGGGCUGGAUCUCAACGAGCGGCUCAACGCAGCGGGGCUGAAGAGGCGUGUCCGGCGAGCGAGGAAGAGGCGUGGCCGGGCCGCGGGGGAGGGGCCUGGGGGGCAGGAGGAGGAGGAGGAGGAGGAGGAGGAUCUAGACGAAGAGGAAGAGGAGGAGGAUUCCUCUCCAGAGCGGGGCAAACGACGACGCCGCGAAGACGACAGCGAAUCGGCUUCCGGCUCCUCCGAGAGGUCAGGGGUCACGGAAGUGGAGGAGCUGAACCAGAAGAACCGGAACCAGCCCGGUCCGGAACCGCCAGACAACUCGGCCUCCACCCAGCCUCUGGAAUACUUCGGAGAGAACCUGGCCUUCAUCGACGAGACCUCAGACACUCUGAGCGUCAGGCAGGACCAGGAGGAGCUGAGGAGGAGGAGGAGGAGGAGGAAGAAGAGGCAGAGGGAGAGGGGGGGCCGCAAGGAACCAAACGGGGGCCCGGCUACGGGCUGGGAGGGGCCCGGGAGGAACAGAGACAAGGGAGGAAACAGCUGAGAGGAGAGGGGAGGGAGGAGAGGGGAGAGGGGAGAGAAGUAUUAAUACAGUACUUUCUGGAUGCAUUGCUUGUUUAUAAUUGGAAAUGCCUGUUCUUCCUUCUCUAUUAAAUACAUAGUAUUGAAAUGCAUUGAAUCCCCACAGGGCUGCGUCCGAGAGACCUGGGCUGAGUUACACUGACAAUCACAGCUGACAGGGACGGCAGCCUCGCCCGCUCCAAUCACAGCUGACAGGGACGGCAGCCUCGCCCGCUCCAGUCACAGCUGACAGGGACGGCAGCCUCGCCCGCUCCAAUCACAGCUGACAGGGACGGCAGCCUCGCCCGCUCCAGUCACAGCUGACAGGGACGGCAGCCUCGCCCGCUCCAGUCACAGCUGACAGGGACGGCAGCCUCGCCCGCUCCAAUCACAGCUGACAGGGACGGCAGCCUCGCCCGCUCCAAUCACAGCUGACAGGGACGGCAGCCUCGCCCGCUCCAGUCACAGCUGACAGGGACGGCAGCCUCGCCCGCUCCAAUCACAGCUGACAGGGACGGCAGCCUCGCCCGCUCCAAUCACAGCUGACAGGGACGGCAGCCUCGCCUGCUCCAGUCACAGCUGACAGGGGCGGCAGCCUCGUAAUAAACAGCGAUUUAAAUUCUCGGGAAAUUUUAAAGAAUUAUUUUUUUUUUUUUUUUUUUAAACCAAGG
Molecule: messenger RNA, 2503 nt
Organism: Polyodon spathula (Mississippi paddlefish)
Lineage: Eukaryota; Metazoa; Chordata; Actinopteri; Acipenseriformes; Polyodontidae
Product: potassium channel subfamily K member 4-like
Exons: 7
Coding region: 436-1815 (459 amino acids)
Biological process (GO): stabilization of membrane potential; potassium ion transmembrane transport
Cellular component (GO): membrane
Molecular function (GO): potassium ion leak channel activity
Source: RefSeq, a predicted model, not a curated record